Messenger RNA from Symbiodinium necroappetens, 456 nucleotides. Lineage: Eukaryota; Dinophyceae; Suessiales; Symbiodiniaceae. The record is from the annotation of a GenBank genome assembly.
AUGGUUGAGCUGGGUGUCUGCUGGGCCGCAACGUCAGAAGCACUGUUGAAGCGGAUGCCUGGCUUGCGGAUGAUUCUCGUUGAUCGGGUCAUCGUUCCCGUGGCCCAGCAGCGAAUGCAGCCUUAUGCAAAUCGCACCACGUGGAUCAACGACCUCAGUACGGUGGCGUCAAGCAAGGUGGCAGAUGGGUCCGCAGACCUCGUCUUCAUAGAUGCAGCCCACGAUUACAAGUCUGUCCAGGAAGACCUCCUUCAUUGGGCUUCCAAAGUUCGUCCCGGGGGCAUCCUCGCCGGCCACGACUACCUCGCCGCCGCACCAGGGGUCGUAACUGCUGUGAACGAGUUCGUGCUGAAGCAUGACGCGCUGCUUUGGUUGACCAGAGACAGCUGGUGGCUCCAUCGCACUGAGCAUUCCUGGAAAAGAUCGUGCACUCCGAGCUUGCAGUGUAGCGUGUGA